Messenger RNA from Mus pahari (shrew mouse), 4025 nucleotides. RefSeq names its product diacylglycerol kinase zeta (gene Dgkz). Gene Ontology annotation, biological process: regulation of synaptic transmission, glutamatergic; lipid phosphorylation; diacylglycerol metabolic process. Gene Ontology annotation, molecular function: protein binding; ATP-dependent diacylglycerol kinase activity. The transcript has 32 exons. NCBI's taxonomy places the organism in Eukaryota, Metazoa, Chordata, Mammalia, Rodentia, Muridae. The record is from RefSeq and is a predicted model, not a curated record. Gene Ontology annotation, cellular component: nucleus. The coding region runs from base 106 to 3465 and encodes 1119 amino acids.
AGGACUUGCUCUGCAGAGGCCAGCAAUCCCAGCAAACUGGAGCAAGAGCGGAGGCGUCUGGGACCCCAGUCCCCACCUGCUUGUCCUUCCAGAUCAGCCCCUGGCAUGGAGACCUUCUUUAGGAAGCAUUUCCAGCGAAAGGCACGAGGUACCGGAGAGAGGCGGUCCAGUGGUGUGGGGCUGCCCACAGGCAAGGCUCGACGCCGCUCCCCUGCAGGGCAGGCGUCCUCUUCACUGGCCCAGAGGCGCCGCUCCAGUGCACAGCUCCAGGGCUGUUUUCCCAGCUGCGGGGUGGGCAUGAGAGGUGCCAGCCGCAGGCGCUCCAGCACUGCACCCCCUACCUGCAAUCCCCGCUUCAUGGUGGAUGUGGUGCCUACCCUACAACCUGCCGCUGUUGGGGCCCAGCUUCUGGGUGCGCCCCUGCUGUUGGCUGGGCUCACGAGCAUGAAGGAGGAGGAGGAAGGGGUCCCGGAGGGAGAUGAGACAGCUGAAGCGACAAGUGAUGCUAGGCCAGGUACCGGGACAGUGCCCUUCUCACACCAGGGCACCUGGCCACUGCUUCCCAUGCCCCGCUACCUGCGCCGAGCCUCUUCCCACCUGCUCCCUGCUGAUGUGGAGUGUGGCCAUACUCUUUGGGGCCUGCAUGGUCACUAUCGUCGCCUCAGCCAGCGGUGGCCCUCAGGCCAGCACCCUGGUCUUGGGGGCCGAAGCCCAAGAGCCUCGGGCGCUACGGCAGGCCCCAUGAUACCGGCCCGUGUACGCCCGCUGUCUCGCAGACGGCAGGUAGCUCUAAGGCGGAAGUCAGCUGGACCCCAGCCCUGGAGCACCCUGCUUAUGAAAGCCAUCACCAAGUCGGGCCUUCAGCACCUGGCACCCCCUCCUCCCACGCUUGGGGCCCCGUGCGGUGAAUCUGAGCGGCAGACCCAGAGCACUGUGGACUGGAGUGAGUCAGCAGUGUAUGGGGAGCACAUCUGGUUUGAGACCAACGUGUCGGGUGACUUCUGCUAUGUCGGGGAGCAGCACUGUGUAGCGAAGAUGCUGCCGAAGUCAGCGCCCAGAAGAAAGUGCGCAGCCUGUAAGAUUGUGGUGCAUACCCCAUGCAUUGAGCAGCUGGAAAAGAUCAAUUUCCGCUGUAAGCCGUCCUUCCGAGAAUCAGGCUCCAGGAAUGUCCGUGAGCCAACCUUCGUAAGACACCACUGGGUCCACAGACGACGCCAGGAUGGCAAGUGUCGGCACUGUGGGAAGGGCUUCCAGCAGAAGUUCACCUUCCACAGCAAGGAGAUCGUAGCCAUCAGCUGCUCCUGGUGCAAACAGGCAUACCACAGCAAGGUGUCAUGCUUCAUGAUGCAGCAGAUUGAGGAGCCCUGCUCCCUAGGGGUGCAUGCGGCCGUGGUCAUCCCACCCACCUGGAUCCUGCGGGCCCGGAGACCCCAGAACACCCUCAAGGCCAGCAAGAAGAAAAAGAGAGCGUCCUUCAAGAGGAGGUCCAGCAAGAAAGGACCUGAGGAAGGCCGCUGGAGACCCUUCAUCAUCAGACCCACCCCGUCCCCCCUCAUGAAACCCCUGCUGGUGUUUGUGAACCCCAAGAGUGGGGGCAACCAGGGCGCCAAGAUCAUCCAGUCUUUUUUGUGGUAUCUGAAUCCCCGACAAGUCUUUGAUCUGAGCCAGGGAGGACCCCGGGAAGCGCUGGAAAUGUACCGCAAAGUACAUAAUUUGAGGAUUCUGGCUUGCGGGGGUGAUGGCACGGUUGGCUGGAUUCUCUCUACCCUGGACCAGCUGCGCUUAAAACCACCGCCUCCUGUGGCCAUCCUGCCCCUGGGCACUGGCAAUGACCUGGCCCGAACCCUCAACUGGGGUGGGGGUUACACAGAUGAGCCCGUGUCAAAGAUCCUUUCCCAUGUUGAGGAGGGGAAUGUGGUACAGCUAGACCGUUGGGACCUCCGAGCAGAGCCCAACCCCGAGGCGGGGCCUGAGGAGCGAGAUGAUGGAGCCACUGACCGGCUGCCCCUGGAUGUCUUUAACAACUACUUCAGCCUUGGCUUCGAUGCCCACGUCACCCUGGAAUUUCAUGAGUCUCGAGAAGCCAACCCAGAGAAGUUCAACAGCCGCUUUCGGAAUAAGAUGUUCUAUGCUGGGACGGCCUUCUCUGACUUCCUGAUGGGCAGCUCCAAGGACUUAGCCAAGCACAUCCGAGUAGUGUGUGAUGGAAUGGACCUAACCCCCAAGAUUCAGGACUUGAAACCGCAGUGCAUCGUCUUUCUGAAUAUCCCCAGGUACUGUGCAGGCACCAUGCCCUGGGGCCACCCAGGGGAGCACCAUGACUUUGAGCCCCAGAGGCAUGAUGAUGGCUACCUGGAGGUCAUCGGCUUCACCAUGACAUCCUUGGCAGCACUGCAGGUGGGUGGGCACGGCGAGCGAUUGACCCAGUGCCGAGAAGUGCUGCUCACCACUGCCAAGGCCAUCCCUGUGCAGGUGGAUGGUGAGCCCUGCAAGCUUUCAGCAUCGCGGAUUCGAAUUGCCCUGCGCAACCAGGCCACUAUGGUGCAGAAGGCCAAGCGCCGGAGUACUGCCCCACUGCACAGCGAUCAGCAACCGGUUCCUGAGCAGCUGAGGAUCCAAGUGAGCAGGGUCAGUAUGCAUGACUACGAGGCUCUGCAUUAUGACAAGGAGCAGCUCAAGGAGGCCUCUGUGCCUCUGGGCACUGUAGUGGUCCCCGGAGACAGUGACCUGGAGCUCUGCCGUGCCCACAUUGAGAGACUGCAGCGGGAGCCCGAUGGGGCUGGAGCCAAGUCCCCAAUGUGCCACCAACUCUCCUCCAAGUGGUGUUUCCUGGAUGCCACCACUGCCAGCCGCUUCUACAGGAUCGACAGGGCCCAGGAGCACCUCAACUAUGUGACGGAGAUUGCCCAGGACGAGAUUUACAUCCUAGACCCAGAGCUUCUGGGAGCAUCAGCCCGGCCUGACCUCCCCACCCCUACUUCCCCGCUCCCUGCCUCCCCCUGCUCCCCUACACCUGGGUCACUGCAGGGGGACACUGCACUGCCCCAAGGUGAAGAACUGAUUGAAGCUGCCAAGAGGAAUGACUGCUGCAAGCUCCAGGAGCUACACCGAGCAGGAGGUGACCUCAUGCACCGCGACCAAAAGAGCCGCACACUCUUGCACCACGCGGUCAGCACUGGCAGUAAGGAAGUGGUCCGCUAUCUGCUGGAUCAUGCACCUCCAGAGAUCCUUGAUGCUGUGGAGGAGAAUGGGGAGACCUGUCUCCACCAGGCAGCUGCCCUGGGUCAGCGCACCAUCUGCCACUACAUUGUGGAAGCCGGGGCCUCCCUCAUGAAGACAGAUCAGCAGGGCGACACUCCCCGGCAGCGAGCUGAGAAGGCUCAAGACACAGAGCUAGCUGCCUACCUGGAGAACAGACAGCAUUACCAGAUGAUCCAGCGUGAGGACCAGGAGACGGCUGUGUAGUUAAGGGGACCAUGGAUCGAUGAGGGACACUACCAGAGGACUCAAGCUCUCCUUGCCCAUCUCACUGCCACAUUCCUGUCAGAUGGCUAUGGGGGGACCCUGCCACAGGGAAGGAGCCCCGUGCCACCCCCUGAGAAGCUGUUCAGAUCUAGGGCUGGACUCUAAGGAGCUGGAUUCUCACCUGUCCCUGGUUUCAUGGGGAACAGGAAACAGGCUGGGCUGGCUGGGUCCCUCCCUUCAGGGCAGCCUCCUGCUCACCACAGCAGACGGAAGGGCUGGACAGAGCUCAGCAUCGAUAUCAGGGAGGCCUGCUCAGGAGCUCUCUGGAGGGUUCUGGGUACCUAGCCCUCCUCUCUGGUCCACCCACCCUGGGCAUCCCAGAAACCCAAGAGCCUGCUGUGUUCACCUGCCCGCUGCCCUGCUUGGCACCUACCCUGGUCUUCCUCCUCAUGUAUCCAGUCAUUUCAUUUCGGACUGUAUGGCCUGGGGUGGGGGUGGGGCUCCCACGGUGACUUGUUUACAGCUGGGUGUGACUCAGUAAAGUGAAUUUUUUUUCCUUU